GGAAUUGGAUGUAUCUCUCAAAAUCAGCGAACUUUUCUUUGUGUUUACCAUUUCUACCUAUCGUGUGUCAUGCAAGGUAUAUUUUGAAUACUAUUUAUACAUCGAUUAUUUAGUAAUUUUGCCAUUAAUUGAUCGUCCACCGGUCUAUCGAUUAUUUUCAUCUCUUGGCAAAAUAUAUAAUUUCAUCGUGUUUGGUUCGACGAUGAUCUCCGUGCCAAGACCGAGUGUAAUUUCCUUGAUUUUAUUAUUGGCAAUUGUGAUCAAUGGUGGAGACAAUGCAGCGUUGCAAAGUGUUGGAGUGAAAAAUUCAUUGUACGAAGUACCAGGACUAGGAAAUCGACCAUUGAUGAUAAAAGCUUUUCCUGGUGUAGAGAAUUUUCAAAGUGAUUUGUUCGAAGUUUAUGCAGAGCCGUAUACCUACGAUUUGAGGGCACAAGUUGCAGUUGCCAUACUUCAGGGAGAGGCAGAAAGUGAUGUUAAAGGAGAAAUAAUGUUUAUUCAGAAUCACCCACCGAUUGGUCCUACUCUCAUAACAGGCAACAUAACAGGACUGGCCGCUGGUAAACAUGGUUUCCACAUCCAUCAGUCUGGAGAUCUGAGACAAGGAUGUGAAAAAAUUGGUGAACACUUCAACCCCUAUUUGUUUCAGCAUGGUGCACCAUUCGAUCCCAUUCGUCAUGUGGGUGACCUGGGCAAUGUUGAAGCAGGUGAUGAUGGUACUGCAGAAGUGAACACCGUGGACCCUUUGAUUUCGCUUAGCGGUGGUCCUAGAGGAGUUGUAGGACGAGCCAUAGUAGUAACAACGGAAGCCGAUGACUUAGGACGUGGUGGCACAGCAGAUAGUUUGACCAACGGUCAGUCUGGGAAACCCCUGGCCUGCGGAGUUAUUGCGUUCAUAAGAUAGUUUUAAAAAGUUUUAAAAAGAAGUCGUUACCGUUUGUUUAUGAACCGAUAUGAUGUCAUUCCUAAAUCGAACGACUUUGCGAUUUAUUCGAUACAGAAUUUGUUGAAAUAAUAAGUUUCGUAAGGUCGUUCUCAUUUUCAAUGCCCUACAUACAUAAUACAUUGAAUUUUAAAGAUGUCUGUAGACAAUUCAAUUUAUCGCGGUUUUACUUAAGUCGUGACUUUUGUUUUUGCAUUUCCAAUAAUGUAGUUUGUUCAAAUUUUGGUGGAACUGAAUUUAAUUCAAAUUAUACUUUAUUGUCAACAGUGCUUAUUGAUAAAAGUAUACAAAAAAUAAAUAUAUACUGGAAUAGAUUAAAACAAUUAUUAGAAAAUAGGAAUUUUAAACACAAUUCCUUAUUUACAAAUAUUUAUUAAGGGUCCGAAUUCUACAAAAUUUAUCGGUUGAAAGCCUGCUUGGCUGUAUCGUUUGUUUAUAUUAUGUUAUGUUUAUAUAUUGAAAUGAGUUGAAGAAGGACACUUGCAUAUCCACAGGGUGGCAGAGUAUCCUGCGACAUCUAAUAUUCGGCCAUCCUGCAAUAUUCUUGUCUUCAAAGUCCUCAAUCUGAAACAAAGUCAUUUUUCAUCAAUACAGCCAAAGAAAAAUAGAUUUUCCUCGAUUUCUUCAGGAUUGGAAGAAUGAAAGUGGUAAGAAACAUAGAAAUUUUCAUUUCUCUUUUCUUUAAGAAAUUUGUGUUACUCAUAAGUAAUGGCCGUUCUAUGGGACUGUGCUCGUGGGAGACAGUGUUUUAGAAAUUUGUCAUCACCCACCAUCACAAAUUUCUAGGGAACUGCACUCGUGAGAACCAGUGUUUUAGAAAUUUAUGAUGGGUAAACAUUUCUACGGAACUGUUCAUGUACAACAAAAACAUGCACAGUGUUUUAAAAUAUGUUAACAAACAUUAAGGACUACCGGACUAAACUGGUGAAGUCAGUGUUUUAGAAACUUCAAGACAUUUAUGACUCAGUUUCUACAGGACUGGACUCGUAAAAGUCAGUGUUUUAGAAACUUUUUUUAAUCCACCUAUGCAGGGUUACUUACUCACUUACGUACUUAUUUUACAGGGUGUAACUGAAUAAGUGUAAAACAUUCAAGGAGUUUUUUACAUCUCUCAGAUCUUAUUUUUCGACAUGUUAGCACACUCGAUUAUUAUAUUCGAUUAUUCAAACUAACUUCAACGCGGUUCUUCAUCCCACUUCUGAGAUAGUAGAAAACAUAUAUUUCAAUAUUUCAAACACAAUUCUCUAUUUACAAAUAUUUAUUAAGGGUUCAAACUGUACAAAAUGUAUUGGUUCAAUACCUGCUUGGCUGUUUGUUUAUAUUAUGUUAUGUUUAUAUAUUGAAAUAACUUGAAGAGGCAUACGUGCAUAUCUACAGGGUGGCAGAGUAUCCUCCGAUAUCUAGGUUAGGUCCAAAGUGAGUGGGUUUAUUCGACCCUCCACCGCUACCUGCAAGGGUUUAUUGUGACCGAUAUCUAUCCGAUAUUUGAUUGAAAUUCACCUGAAGCUAGCUCACAAGCAUGGACCAUUUUUGUUGUUGAGGAUAUUCGGGUAAGGUCAAAAAAAUAAACCCAAUAUCCGUGAUGCAACGUAAUUUAAUAAUAAAUUUGUGUAUGCAUUAAUUAAUUGAGAAAAUAAAACCUUGAGUUCUGAG
Leptinotarsa decemlineata (Colorado potato beetle) is the source of this 2596-nucleotide messenger RNA. Its product is annotated as superoxide dismutase [Cu-Zn]. Gene Ontology annotation, biological process: superoxide metabolic process. Gene Ontology annotation, molecular function: copper ion binding. NCBI's taxonomy places the organism in Eukaryota, Metazoa, Arthropoda, Insecta, Coleoptera, Chrysomelidae. The record is from RefSeq and is a predicted model, not a curated record.